Molecule: messenger RNA, 663 nt
Organism: Papaver somniferum (opium poppy)
Lineage: Eukaryota; Viridiplantae; Streptophyta; Magnoliopsida; Ranunculales; Papaveraceae
Exons: 1
Coding region: 1-663 (220 amino acids)
Source: RefSeq, a predicted model, not a curated record
AUGUCUCCGUUUCAGGCAUUAUAUGGAUAUGCUCCUCCACAUCUGGUUUUUCCCAUUCCUUCUUCUACUUCUGUUGCUACUGUAGAGAAUUACUUGCAGGAAAGAGACAUUAUGUUACAAUUGUUGAAGGAAGAACUGUCCAAGGCACAAAGUAGAAUGAAAUUUUUUGCAGAUAAAAAGAGGUCUGAUAGAAACUUUGAAGUGGGUUACUUAGUUUUCUUGAAGAUACAGCCUUAUAGGAAGACAUCAGUUGCUGUGAGGAAGAAUUUCAAGCUCUCAUCCAAAUACUUUGGGCCUUUUGAAGUCAUACAAAAAAUUGGAGUUGUUGCCUAUAAACUCACGCUUCAUGUGGGGUCUAGAAUCCAUCCAGUCUUUCAUGUCUCUCAACUGAAGAAGAAAAUUGGAUUGCAAGCUUUUUUAUCACCUCAACUUCCCCUAGUGGACCAUGCAGGUCAGUUUGUAAUUGAACCCAUUGUUGUUUUGGACACUAGAACUACUGUUAGAGGCACAACUCAAAUUCCACAAGUCUUGGUACAAUGGUGCAACUCAGACCCUUCAGACUCAACACGGGAGGAUGCUGCUCAUAUCCAAGCUCAGUUUCCAGACUUCAUCCUUGAGGACAAGGAUCUCCAAAUUGGAGGCGCAGUGUCAUGUACCACAUAG